Messenger RNA from Microthlaspi erraticum, 813 nucleotides. NCBI's taxonomy places the organism in Eukaryota, Viridiplantae, Streptophyta, Magnoliopsida, Brassicales, Brassicaceae. The record is from the annotation of a GenBank genome assembly.
AUGAAUCCGUUUCUCAUAGAAAGCGAUCCUUCACCAUCAACACCAAAACCGAUUGAAGGAUUGCACGAGGUCGGUCCACCUCCGUUUCUGAUAAAGACAUUCGAGAUUGUGGAGGACCCAAACACAGACCACAUCGUAUCUUGGAACAGAGGAGGCACUAGUUUUGUCGUCUGGGAUUUGCAUUCUUUCUCUACCAUUCUCCUCCCUCGACAUUUCAAACACAGCAAUUUCUCAAGUUUCAUCAGACAGCUCAACACUUAUGGUUUCAGAAAGAUUGAAGCAGAGAGAUGGGAAUUUGCAAACGAAGGGUUCUUGUUCGCACAGAGACAUCUACUGAAGAGCAUCAAGAGAAGAACGUCUUCUUUCGCUUUAUCAACUCCGUCAAGUUAUGACCCUUGCGUGGAGCUUCGGAGGGAGAAGCAUUUGUUGAUGAUGGAGCUAGUGAGUCUGAGGCAGCAGCAACAAACGACGAUCAGCUACGUCAAAGCUAUGGAACAGAGGAUAGAAGGAGCAGAGAGGAAACAGAGACAGAUGAUGUCUUUCUUGGCUAGAGCAAUGAAGAGCCCUACGUUUUUGCAUCAGUUGCUAAAACAGAGAGAUAAACGGAUAAAAGAGCUUGAAGAUGAGGCGGCGAAGAGGGAAAGAGGCUCAUCGAUGUCGGAACUGGAGGCUUUGGCUCUGGAGAUGCAAGGGUUUGGAAAACAGAGGAAUAUGAAGGAAGAAGAGGAUCAUUUGGUGGUUGAGAGAGAAUUAGACGAUGGUUUCUGGGAAGAGUUGCUUAGUGAUGAGAGUUUGGCUUCCACUUCAAGCUAG